AUGCAGUCCUCAAGUCGACAACCCCGGAAGUGGACAUUGGCAGAAGAUCAAAAGCUACGAGAGGAAGUUGAGGCUCAGGGUGUAGAGUCGCAGCCAGUCUUCACGGGAGGACGAACAAAGAUUGUCGCAAGAGAUGGCACAACUCCGUCGCGGGAGUACAAGAACACGGGCAAAGAUGGACUCUCGUUGCAAACUGUGUGGAGUCACGGAGUGCAGACCGAUCGCAUCCUUAUCGAGGCAACACAACAGCUUGGAAGGCAUUGGAAAGACAUACAACGCGAGCAUUUCCCAGGGCGAUCAAAGAACACAAUUAAGAACCGCUACACUGUACUCGUCCGAAGAUAUCAAAACCAAGGCAUAUUUCUCCCCAGCCGAGGAAGCUCACCAUCAGACUCCAGCACACCCGGACCUCUCUCGAAUUAUGCUCUAGACGACGAGUACUCGUACCAUGCCUCGAACUCCUACAACACCCUAAUGCCACCUCAACACCACGGCACAUCAGCAGGCAGCCACCGCUCCUGGUCCAGCCUGGACAGCGAAGCAGCCAUUUCCGCAUGGUCGCACCCACCCGACUACUCGCUCCCCAUAAUUUCUCCGACACCCAACAUGACAGGACAACCUCUGCCCGACUACGCACUUACACCCCACCCACACGCACUCACACACUGGGACUGGCCCGCCAACGCAAUGCACGCCCGCUCACCCAUCUCCUACAACGCCCACCCUGCGCCGCAACAUUACGACGACUAUGCAUUGCACCCUCCACUCGCGGCCAGAUCGAAUGCGCGCGCCAGCUAUCCUGGCGUCUUGCCGAACGCGGUGCCGCCUAGUAACCUGCCUAGAGCCCGUGCUUGGUCGGAACAACAGAGCCAUGAUUCGCUCGCGGCCGCGACGUAUGAGGAUCCCGGGCUGCUGCAGCAGAAUCCUUUGUAUCGCUUUUGA
Molecule: messenger RNA, 942 nt
Organism: Parastagonospora nodorum SN15
Lineage: Eukaryota; Fungi; Ascomycota; Dothideomycetes; Pleosporales; Phaeosphaeriaceae
Exons: 6
Coding region: 1-942 (313 amino acids)
Biological process (GO): mitotic cell cycle; positive regulation of transcription by RNA polymerase II
Cellular component (GO): nucleus
Molecular function (GO): DNA-binding transcription factor activity, RNA polymerase II-specific; RNA polymerase II cis-regulatory region sequence-specific DNA binding
Source: RefSeq, a predicted model, not a curated record